CGCCCCCCAUCCCGCGUGUCGUCUUUUUUCUCCCGCAAUGUAUUAACGAAGAACCCGCAAAGUGUUAAAUGUUUGAAAUACAAUACCGCCGAAUUCCAAAUGCUGAGAACGGACUCCGCUACUCGUGCGCGCGGCACUGGCGUGUCCGCGCAGUAGACUCUGCAAAGAAAAACUACUCUCACGCGCCGGCAAGUCCGCGGCUGCAAAAAGGACGCUGAAAAACUCUUUUUUUUUUCUUCUUCAUCUCCUUUUCUUUCUUUUUUUUCUUUUUUUUUUUUAAACUUAAGACAAACGCUUAAAAAUCAAACUGGCUCACGUUCUUCCCAACCAACCCAGUUUGACAGCUUCUCUUCACCCCACUUGGAGGACUGUCAGCAGCAAGAGGAUGGCAUCAGAGCUGGCAAUGAGCAACUCCGACCUGCCCACCAGUCCCCUGGCCAUGGAAUAUGUUAAUGACUUCGAUCUGAUGAAGUUUGAAGUGAAAAAGGAGCCGGUGGAGCCCGAUCGCAACAUCAGCCAGUGCAGUCGCCUUAUCGCCGGGGGAUCCUUGUCUUCCACCCCGAUGAGCACGCCGUGCAGCUCGGUGCCCCCUUCCCCAAGCUUCUCGGCGCCCAGUCCGGGCUCGGGGAGCGAGCAGAAGACACACAUAGAGGAUUUCUACUGGAUGUCCGGUUAUCAACAGCAGUUGAAUCCAGAGGCGCUGGGCUUCAGCCCCGAAGACGCAGUCGAGGCGCUGAUCAACAGCAGCCACCAGCUCCAGUCGUUCGAUGGCUACGCCAGGGGCCAGCAGUUCGCCGGGGCCGCCGCCGCCGCCGCAGCGGGAGGCACCAUGGCCGGGGAAGAGAUGGGCUCCGCCGCGGCGGUGGUGUCGGCAGUUAUCGCCGCGGCGGCCGCUCAGAACGGAGGGCAGCACCACCACCACCAUCACCACCACCACGGCGGCAACGGCCACCACCACCAGGCGCCGGGCGUCCAGUCCAACGGCACUUCUGGGACAGUUCACCCGCACAUGCGCCUCGACGACCGGUUUUCAGACGACCAGCUGGUCUCGAUGUCGGUGCGGGAGCUCAACCGGCAGCUGCGGGGGGUCAGCAAGGAAGAAGUGAUCCGGUUGAAACAGAAGAGGAGGACCCUAAAGAACAGAGGCUACGCGCAGUCCUGCCGGUACAAGCGAGUCCAGCAGCGGCACGUCCUGGAGGGAGAGAAGACGCACCUCAUCCAGCAGGUCGAUCACCUAAAGCAGGAGAUCUCCAGGCUGGUCCGGGAAAGGGACGCGUACAAAGAAAAGUAUGAGAAGCUCAUCAGCAACGGCUUCAGAGAAAAUGGAUCGAGCAGUGACAACAACCCUUCAUCCCCGGAGUUUUUCAUGUCAUCGAGAAAAUUCCUCCAUCUGUGAUUUCAAGCCCCAAUCCUCCGAGCCCUUUCCUCUCCGAGAACCCAACAGCAGGGCAGUGAUGACAUCAAGGCGGCUGACCAAUCGUAGGAAGACACCUACAAAGCACAACAUUCGAAAAAGACUUCACUAAAAACAAAAGACCCACCGAGAUUCCUACAGUGAAAUAAUUGAGAGCCUCUUAAGCUCCCUUUUCCUCCAUGAUAUUUUACCUCCAGCUUUUUUCUACAAAACAGCAAAAAGAAGAAAAAAAGGACAUUCUCACACUCAUGAGAUGGUUGACAAUGUCAGAUACAUUUGAAGGACUAUUUUCUCUUGGAUCAGAAGAUCAUCGAUGCAUGCCUAUGUAAAUAUAUCAUAAUAAAACCCUAUUCUUAUUCCUAAUAUAGAAAACAUACCAAGUCGCUCUCACCAACUUCAUAAACCACCAUAACUGUGGAUAGAGUACUCAUGGUUCAAUAUUUUCCAUAUGAAGUCAGUUUUCUUCCUGCUUCUUUAGAGACCAUGUAAUUAUCAUUUCCAAUGUAAUUCCUCUACUCUACUAUGGGAGUUAUUUGGAAUGUAAAAAAUCGUCUUCCUACUCUUCUUAUUCUCUUUACAUACCGGCCUCGUCUUCCUCUUGAAUAUCAACAGUAGUAGAUGUAUAUAGAGACGAAUGAAGACAACAGCAUGGCACAGACUAUAGUGUUUAUUUACCACUCCCCUAUUAGAUCACAAAUCUCAACACAUUGGUAAUUCAGUCAACCUUUUUAGAAGCCUAACAUACUCCUGAUAGUGUUAGAAAAUAGUCCCAUGUGUCUUAACACUUUUCUUGUGUAUUUAAAUAUAUACAUAAAGGCAUUAGCUAUAGGGAAUAUUAUUUUACUACCUUACAAGGAUUCUAAGGCAGCAUUUCCUUUGCAAUCGUCAAUCUGUUCCAUCAGGAAACAAACGGUCAAACUGAAGAUGAAAACCUCAAACCCACAAGUCAACCUGAGCACUGAUGAAUAUCAUAUUUUAAUAUUUUAUUAUUUUUAUUUCCUAUACUUACCUAUUUAUUCUCGCAAUUAUUGCCCUCUCCCUUCCAAUGUGUGGGUUGUAACUGCUGUGGAGAAUUUUCUGUCAACCAGUGAGCAACACAUUUUUUUUUUUGCAUCAUUGAAAACGGUGCUUCGAUCAUGAGCCUCCACAUGGGAAAAAAAGAACGCCUCAUUGAUUGCAAUGCAGACACGAGGACCCUCCGUCUUCUCUGGACUGCGAAGAACCAAAUGGACUGACAUAUAAUAUGCCACGUCAAUGAAGGUACAACCUCAUAUGUUACUCCAUCACUGGGGAUGACAGAAAACCUUUGCAUGGACAACAGGGGAAAAGAAAGGUUGUUGAACACCUCAUCUCCAUCAACUUGCAUCCUCUACCUCUCAGCUUGUUCUGUGCAUCUUGGGAACCAUGACUUAUCAACGACCCCUCUACUGUCCCUUCUAUUGCGAACUGCAUGCCCUCAGAGCCUCGUGGGGAAAGUGUCCAUUCCACUGAUGGAUGCAUAUGGCAAUGGGGCAAUACAAAACACUGGUUCACUUUGACAGAGAAGUACUCGCACAUACGAGCGCAUGCAUACAGAAACACAAUUAUACACAGCACCACUCCAAUAUGUUGCUGUAUAUAUGUAAAAUAUAUCAACUAUUAUAUCUCAGAUGCUGUACUUUGCAUGUUGAGGAUAUUCACCAUUGUUCAUGGAAAGAGGUUGUGUAGGUAGGCCUCCUUACUGGAUUGACCGAAUGAGCCAAUGCAAGCUCUUUGUCAGCUAGACAUCUCCCUCUUGGUCUUAAGAAAAUGUAUAGUUACAUGGCAGAAAUUGUUACCACCCUUCUAUUGCGAAAGGUCCUCUAUAGCCAACCAGAUAUGUGCAGAUACGUUUAAACUCUUUGAAGGGACACACAACCUCGCCUUUGAUGUCAGACAGAACCUGGCCACAGUGAACGUGGGUAGGAGAAGAGAGGAGGGAAGGAAAAAUGGGGCGCUCCAAUUAAGUGGCAGCACACAAAGUGGCAUGGGGCAAUCUGCCAGCAACUGUCUAUUCAUCCUAUGUCAAAGGGAUUUGCCGAUCUCAAUGAGUCUAUGCACUGCCAGAGAUGUCUGAGAGGACAGCAGCAAAAAGGAAGCAAGGCUGCGGAGAAAGGAUACAAGGCAAAAAUAAACCAAAAUGUAAGUUGUACUGAGCUUAUGUUCAAGAUUUCUUCUGGUGUUUUCCACUUAUAGAAUAUUCUUUUCUGACCGGCAAAACGCCGCGAUGUUCAAUAACCCCUUAACCUCACACUGUCACACCGUCAUGCGGUUCUCUGGGCUGUCAUGACCUCACGUCCUGUCUGAGGUUAUCUUUGUGUUAAUGAGCAUGACCAUUAGCUCAACCAGAUGUUUAGCCCUGUGGUUAAAUACUUAUACCCUUCUGUCCCAAUGGUCCUACAAUGCCUGCCCACAACAGCUGUAGACUUUUUAAGACACUCAGAAAACCUUGGUAGAACAUGAUAAGUAGGGAUGAAUUAGAUCAGAACGUUGUAUAACAGGUGUGUCCUUUUACGCUAAAAACAGAAUACAGGAGCUGUAGAUUACUUAAAUUAAGUGACGCAUGUGAAGCCAAUUCAUGUGACGAAAUAUUCUCAAUCCAAAUACCGUCGGCGCACAGUGGAUCACAUGAGGGUAUUUACAGCCAACAUGUAAACAAACUUAGACUUAGACGUGAUUAUUCAAAGACGAUUUAAAAUACUGUAAGGAUGAAGAUGUCACUCACACAUGAGAUGUUCUAUGUGGUAGGAAACAAGACAUUGAGCAAGUGCUGAUCUUCUCUGAGCCUCACAGCUUUCCACUUUCUUAGAAGUCAAACAAAGCUGCAUUUCUACGCAGCUGUAGCAGAUGUGUGACAGGCUCAUUUCCUCUGUUUCUGACUGCAAAUACUGCAGUGUUCAUGGCACUGUGGGUGCUUUUAUCUGGCAAUGACCCUGUGCGGGGUCAGCGCAGGCACGUAAACAUACAGAGACAGAGAGUCACAUACACAAUGUCUAAAAGUGCACACAAAUGCAUAGAGGCACAUUCAUGCUCAUCCUCUCUUUCACACACAUACACACACACAUACACACACACCAUGCUAAUCUAAACACAAGCCUGUAUGUAAACAGAUCUUCGACAUAAUGGGAUUGUUCAGUGUGCAAACAAUAAGCUGUUAGCGUAAUCACAGGUCAAAGAUAUAUUACCCAGAAGGCCACGCUGUUGGUAUAUUAACAUGAUGGAUACGUGGGAAAAAGGAAGGGGGCAGGGAUACGAAAGAUAUAGAGCACUACUGACUCAGAUUUACCUCCUAUUGGGCCCCGUGCGCGGUGUCUCCCACGUAUGGGCCCCACUUAAUCAGCCUCUUAUUCUCUGCCCCCCCCACUCACCUCUUUCAUAGACACAAGUUCCCAUCUUUCUUUUCUCUGCUCACCUCAACCCUGUCAUUUGCUGUCAAACUUGUUUUGGGAUUACCUAAACAAGGGUUUGGGUGAGCAAAAGAGCUCAAAAGGAAGCAUUUUCUAUUAUAAAGUUAGCGAUUCUCAUCAGUGUGAUAGAAAUAACAGCUACAUAGUUGAUCUAUACACCAAUGCUCAAUGCUCAUCACUCAACCAUGUGGAAAGGACCAUGCUUGUGUAUCUCAAUGUUUAGCAGCAUACAUGUUCCAAGCCAGCCAAGAUAAACCCUUUGUAGCUUACUCCACUGUAGCUUAUUAACUUAUCUCCACUUUAUUUGAUUACCUCACAGCCCAUUCUCUCAACUGGUUAAUAAGUAUUUGUCUUUCUCUGACUAAACACUCCAUUAGUGUCAUCACUGGCUGGCUUGUGUGUGUACUGGGUAUGACUGUGGACCACCGAGGCAGAUGCACAUCAGGGCAAAGUGAGUAAACACAGAGGCAGAACACUGGUGAGAAAAACAACGUCUAAGACAGAAUAUGGCUACAAAGGUGAAACAGUCAAGACCCCUCCCUGCAUCGCUGAGGUUUGGCUCAAGAUGUGUUCAGAAUACGGUCAUUCAGAUGAGUUAACAACUUAGAAAUGUAAAAAAUACUUCAAUUUCAACAAGGCUUACCAGUAAACAAUUUUAAUUUUAAAUGUCAAAAAGUUUAAAUUCAUUAACUUCACAUUGCAUAAUAGUGUUGUUGGGGUGUCAUGGUUUACGGUGACCUCAAGCCAGACAAGAGGUAGAGGGAGUCGGGUCAAAGGGGAAAGGAUAACAGUGAGGCAACCCGUGUCAACUGCUCUGCUUUAAACCUGAUUCACAUGUAUGAGCUCAACUUAUAAUUUGUACACACUGACAUUACUCACAUAAUUGAUGACUUGCUUGGGUAUUUUGACUUUAAGACAACUCGUAGAAAUACUCAAAAUGAAGCAUUGAAACAUCAUAGAUUUGAAUGCAGGGAUUGACUGGGUGACGGCUGUUCUAAUAGCCAGACAGAAGCAAAGAUAUAAAAGACCUCCUUAUGUCACAUAGUUAAUGGCAGGGAUGAAUAAUACAGCCCUUUAAAGCCCUUACUCCCACCUCAUUCUGGCCCGCGCAUAAGCUUGUGCUCUGGGUGAGCAGUUAGCCUUCAAGCCCCUCACUGAGAUGAGAUUGGCUCCCAAGAAGAUUUGUAGGGGCUGUUGGAGAGAAUCGGAUUAACCAAAAUGCCUCAAUUGGAGUAUAUGCUCUGGGCUGGUCUCGGUGUAAUACAAUGGAUAAAUGCUGUAAACCAAAACCGUUGCAUUUGAUUAAGUAAUGGAGAAAAACAGAUCCUUUUAGCAACUAUUAUCUGUGUUAGAAUAGCUGAAUAGCCGUCAUGUAAGGGUUGUAAGAGUAUCAAAAAACAGACAAAUGAAUUGUAUUCAUAGCGGUAGGGUCUUUUCCAAAUACUCAAGUCGCCACUUUAGAAAUAAAUCAAAAGAGAAAAAGAUAAAUGUCCAAAAUCUGUGCACAAGCAUUUCAGCCUGUGCACCACUUAGCUGUGCAGUCUGGGUUCUGACAGCUUGAUUGAGUUUCCUGCACCUGAGCCAGAAAAGAGACAAUUAACGGUAGCUUAACUAGACUCCAAUUUUCCGGUUUUGAAACACUAUUGAUGUGGCUAAUGUAUAUGGAAAACUCAGAAUGGACUUUCUUGUAGCCACACAAAUGUGAUCAUGAAAAUAAUGUAUGCACUCAGUCGGGGUCAGGUACACAGCGUGGCAAGAAAGGCGAUAGCAUUGAUUUGAUUUCCUCUGCCAUCUGAGGAUAGUUAUCCUUUGUGGGACAUAGGGGGGUCUGUCUUUAGGGUGUAAAAUAAAGAUUAAAGUGGCUCAAGGGACGAUGCUUGGAUACAUGCUGUUCCCCCCUGCUGUGAACAGGGUGUAAUCCUUCAGUUUCAAAGAAGUGAAAAGUUUGCAGAGUCCAGAAAGUUACGUAUCCGUCCCUUCUGGGCCCCCCAUAGAGCAGAGAGUGUGAAACAGCAGGGGAUAACCAUAUGCUAUCAAAGUAUGCUUCAAAGCUCUCGACUUUAGUCCACAAAAUUAUACAGCAUCAUCACAUAUACCUGAAAGAUAUACAAGAAAAAUAAUUGUGCAGCUAGACGCAUUAACAGAAAAAAACCCAAUACGGUUCUUACAAAUAUGGUUUCGGAAAUGUGUUGCCUUUCAACUGUGAAUGGGGUCAUUUUUUAAAUUUAUUCACAGUUAUUACUUCGUAGCCAGGUCUCAACACUGUGGGUAAGCUCAUGGUUUUGUAUUAACACGCUUUUACAUCACUGCUGCUGAUGGACAAUUAAACAUUGCCCCCCCUUCUCUGUUAGCAGAGGUUAAGUUGUGCUAGCCCCUCAUUUCAAUUGUACUGUACUAAAUGUCCACAUUAUUUCCCACAUGGGCCUGGAUGAGGUGUUUGAUUAUCCAAAGGUAGGCCUUGGUUGGCUCGGUUAUUGUCUGAGGGGUCGUAAGCUGCAGUAACUGCUUCUAGGGUCUUAUUGCUAUGGCUAUCAGCCCCUUGCCACUUGGCCCCUGCGACCCCAGUCAGAGAUAAGCUUUAUGGGAAAGCACAUUAACAUGCUCCUGCAGUCACCUCCCUCCUUUAUCAAAGGCAGUUCUGUGAAAUCAAGUGUUUAUGGACCCCCAGUGAGGGUAUAGUGCUGCUCAUUGCCUAUAUUACAGGUUGAGUGUAAAUGAGCAGGAAGGGGACAAAGGACCUGCACUAUUAGGGGAAUCAAGGGUGUUUUACUGAUGUUAUUCCAACUAAAUGAGAAAUAUCUUUAAUACAAUGAGCUGGAUUAUAAAUACUAGAUGCAGUCUAAAUAUAUCCAUGUCUUCCAAUCUUUCUACAAAAUACACUACCAUAACAUAAGGGAAGUAAAAUGUGUAAAUAGAUGUGAUGCAGCAUUACAUUUGUUAUUUAUUGUAUAUACAUUUUCUUUACUGUCUUCCUCUUUGUGUUACACUAACUACUGAUCCUGUUAAGUCCAACGGAUAUAUUUGACUUUUUCUGGAACGUGCUAUGUUGAUACGUGGCUACGGGAUGAUGGAUGGUGAUAGCCCUCGUGUCUUUGUACACAUUGGGGGCCCUACUGUUGUCACUGGACGAGUGGAGGGAGCGAAGAAGAGAAAGAUGUAGCCGCAGCUUAAUGUCCUUCCCUGGUGCUGUGCAUACUCUUUCCUAUUUGCUUUUCCCUUCACGGCACGGUUAACAUCGUAAAUUAACCUUUCCAAGCCCCCUGUGCUCAGAGACUGGUGCGCAAUAUAGACAAGGGGAGAAAAAAAGAGUAGAUCUAUGUUAUGCAAUGCAGUGCCAGUGGUCAGAGACAUAGGCUGUAACACAAUUGAGCGAUUCAUUUUUCAGUGAUAACAAAUAAAACGCCGCGUGUUCGUCAGGCAAGCAGACAUCCUACUUCAUGUGCAUGUCCUGUGUACUCUGCAGAUUGGUAUGAGGCUUCUUUGUGUUCUCCAUCUUAGAAAUGUAAAUGAAACACAUGAAAAGAAAAUGUAAUGUAGACCCUUCUCUUCUUAGUUCAACUGUGUAAAUAGGAUGUAAAUAUCAAACAGCUAUGCAUGCUAAUAUACAAGCAAUUUGUUCAGGUACUUUUGUAACCGAGACUUCACAUAUGGCAUGUAAUAAAAAAUGAAAAAAAUCAAACAUCGAAAUACAUAAUGAAUUGUGAACGCAAAUAUGGUUUGUAAACAACUUCAAAACUGGAAAAAAAUAUGUUUUUGCUGUUCAUUUUUUCCUACUGAUAACUAACGCAUUGGCCUGCCAUUUACUACAGUGCUCUGCUCAUGUUACUCGUUGUCCUUUUUUAAGUUUCAUAAAGAAGGGCUGAGGCAAAAAGGAUUGAUUUGUGGAAUUGUAGACGAGGGAAAGGAUGGCAGUGUUGACCGUACUCUUGUAGUUUUUGCAUUGCCACUGCACUUUACAUGCAUAGGCGUAAUGUAUUGUAACAUUUCCUUGGUGUCUAAAACCAGCCAACUAAAUUUUAUGGUAAAACUGUUUCUUGAUUUUGGUUAUCUCACCAAAAAUACGUAUCACCAGCUCUGAAGUGUGCCGUUAUUUUUAAAAACCCCAACCAACUAUAAAGCAGGUACAACAAGCAAUUUGGACUCAUUCAAAAAUCUCAAUAUUAUGAUUUGCUCGUAGGCACAUUUUGAAGUUUUUUUUUCUCCAUUAUUUCAGUUUAAGUGACAAUAAUUAUCUGUAUGCCAAAUUUGCCUCUGCCCUUGAAACUCUAAUGUGGCAUUUUUUGAAGACAGUGAUGGAAAAAGUAAGGAGAAAUCUGUUUGGUUUCUAAGAGUGUUUAUUUUCAACCAUGUUAGAACCAUGUUGUAUCCCAAGGCGGUCAUGGUAGAUGCAAGUGUCUAAUUUUUAACCUGUGCUAAAGAUAUUUUAAAUUUAAUAAAUAAUUAUUG
Molecule: messenger RNA, 9285 nt
Organism: Pungitius pungitius (ninespine stickleback)
Lineage: Eukaryota; Metazoa; Chordata; Actinopteri; Perciformes; Gasterosteidae
Gene: mafa
Product: MAF bZIP transcription factor a
Exons: 3
Coding region: 386-1396 (336 amino acids)
Biological process (GO): regulation of transcription by RNA polymerase II
Cellular component (GO): nucleus
Molecular function (GO): RNA polymerase II cis-regulatory region sequence-specific DNA binding; DNA-binding transcription factor activity, RNA polymerase II-specific
Source: RefSeq, a predicted model, not a curated record